Molecule: messenger RNA, 1929 nt
Organism: Larimichthys crocea (large yellow croaker)
Lineage: Eukaryota; Metazoa; Chordata; Actinopteri; Sciaenidae
Product: zinc finger protein 32-like
Exons: 2
Coding region: 128-1552 (474 amino acids)
Biological process (GO): regulation of transcription by RNA polymerase II; embryo development
Cellular component (GO): nucleus
Molecular function (GO): RNA polymerase II transcription regulatory region sequence-specific DNA binding; DNA-binding transcription factor activity, RNA polymerase II-specific
Source: RefSeq, a predicted model, not a curated record
UCCGUCCUCCUCCGGUCCAGCAGGGGGCGCUGUCCGCCGCUCCGCUCUCCUCCUGUCGCUCCUGUCGUCGACGCGGAACUCUGUGUGUGUUUACGUCCCGCUGUCUUUGUUCCACUAAAGCAGGACAAUGUGCGCCGUGCAGCUGCUGCGGGUGUCGGUCCAUGAGCGGAUCAGCGCCGCCGCUGAAGACUUUCUGCUGCGGGUGGAAACAGCAGAAGAAGCGGCGGAACUCCCGGCGCUGAGAGCGCUGCUCACCGAGCGGCUAACGGCGGCUGCGGAGGAGAUCGUCGGUCUGUUGGAGGAAACCGUGGCGGAGUACGAAGACAGAGUGGAGCGGUCAGAGCGGGAGAUCUGCCGCCAGAGGAGGCUGCUCGAGGCCGUGCUGAAGCCCGAAGUGAAGCUGCACAGAGCAGUCUGUCCUGCAGAGGUUCCACCCAGUCUGGACCCAGCGGAACCAGCAGAACCACCACAUAUUAAAGAAGAACCAGAAGAACUCUGGACCAGCAGAGAGCAGCUUCAAGGAGUGGACGAGGUGAAGGAGGAGGAGGAGGAGGAGGAGGAAGAGGAGGAGGAACCUCAGUCCUCACAGCUCCAUCACAUGGAAACAGAACCUGAUGGAGAUGACCAUGGAGGACCAGAACCAGACAGAACCUCAGAUCCAGACCAACAUUUACAACCACUCAGUGAAGACAAUUCUCUGGACUCGACUGAGACCGACGACAGCGACUGUGAUUGGACACGAGCGGACCAAAUGGCGUCGGGUUUGGAGGAUCAGAAAAGCGGUGAAGCCGCCGAGAGUGAGACGGGCUCGCCAACGAAGGAGCGGCCGUUCCCGUGUUCGUACUGCGGGAAAAGAUUCAGCCUGAAGGGGAAUCUGAACCGACACAUACGGGACCACACCGGGGAGAGGCCGUUCCCGUGCACGGGCUGCGAGAAGUCCUUCAAAGACAGCGGGUCGCUGACGGCGCACAUGCGCUGCCACACCGGCGAGCAGCCGUACAGCUGCCUGUUCUGCGGGAAGAACUUCAGCGGCAGAGGAAACAUGACCCGACACAUGCGGAUCCACACGGGAGAGAAACCCUUCACGUGCUCCGUGUGCAGCAAGAGCUUCCACGUCAAAGAACACCUGAACCGACACAUGAAGUACCACACGGGGGAGAAACCCUUCAGCUGCACCGUCUGCGGGAAAGGCUGCGCUCAGAAGACGGACCUGAAGAAACACAUGCGGGUCCACACGGGGGAGAAACCCUUCAGCUGCCCCUUCUGCGGGAAGUGCUGCGCCGAGAAAGGAGACCUCACCAAACACAUGCGUGUCCACACCGGAGAGAAACCCUUCAGCUGCACCGUGUGCGGGAAGAGCUGCGCCCAGAAGGGAAGUCUGAAGAUCCACAUGCGAGUGCACACGGGGGAGAAACCCUUCAGCUGCUCCGUGUGCGCCAAGCGCUUCACCGUCACCGGACACCUGAAGAGACACAUGAAGCUGCACGCUGCCGAGGCCGCGGACACAGACAAGACGCAGCACGAAGCUAACGAAGCGACGAACGCGUCCUGAUCAGUCAGGCGGGUCAGAGGUCAGAGGUGAAGCCCGCCCGGCCCGGGGUCCAGCUUUGGACCCGUCCAGACCAGGUGUUUCCAUCAGAACAGCUGAUCGUCUCGAAGUCACAUGACUGAGCUGUUUCUGCACAGAUCUCAUGGCUGACUUCCUGUCUGUAACUUUCUGUCACUUCCUGUUUCCUGUUUGUGUUUCACACCUUUAGCUGAACUACAGGUGUGAGCGAGACAUCGACCAAUCAGAGGAGAGAACAUUGUCCCCUGAUGUUCAGUGACUUCCUGUGAGUCAUCAGGAUUUAUUGAUCCAAGGUCAGCUGAUGGUGUGAUGUCACAGACACACACACACACCUGUCAGCUGAUGGUGUGAUGUCACAGACA